Molecule: messenger RNA, 492 nt
Organism: Tetrahymena thermophila SB210
Lineage: Eukaryota; Ciliophora; Oligohymenophorea; Hymenostomatida; Tetrahymenidae
Product: peptidyl-prolyl cis-trans isomerase, cyclophilin-type protein
Exons: 1
Biological process (GO): protein folding; protein peptidyl-prolyl isomerization
Cellular component (GO): catalytic step 2 spliceosome
Molecular function (GO): peptidyl-prolyl cis-trans isomerase activity
Source: RefSeq, a predicted model, not a curated record
AUGUCAGUAACUUUGCAUACUACGCACGGAGAACUAAAAAUUGAAGUAUUUUGUGAAAAAACUCCAAAUGCUGCUAAAAAUUUUUUAGCUUUGUGCGCUAGAGGAGAUUAUAAUGGAACAAUAUUCCAUAGAAAUAUAAAAGGGUUUAUUAUUUAAGGUGGUGAUCCUACUAAUACAGGAAAAGGAGGAUAAAGUAUUUAUGGAAAGCCAUUUAAUGAUGAAAUUAAAGAAGAUAUUAAGCAUGAUAAAAGAGGAAUGUUAAGCAUGGCUAACUCAGGUCCAAAUACUAAUUUAUCUUAAUUUUUUAUCCUUUAUUCUAAAUAAAAUCACUUAAAUGGAUCAUAUACAAUUUUUGGUAAAGUUAUUGAUGGCUGGGAGGCCUUAGACUUAAUGGAAAAAGAACCAAUAGAUGCAAACGAUAGACCACUAAACGAAAUAAAAAUAAAUAAAGUAACAAUACACGCAAAUCCAAUUGCAGACUUCGAAGAAUGA